GCAUGGUCCGCCUUGGUAAGUGAUAGCCAUGCCUACAACUAAAAGCGAGCUCCACCAUUAUUAUGAAGUAGUUAAUGGAACGAUUACGGCUACACAUCAAUUAAAGGUGUUGAAGGUUCCAUUAAUAUUGAUUCCAGGUUCUAACCAACCAAUCCGUUCACAAACAAAUACACAUGGACAAGAAUCCCUAUAAAUACCUUUGACAACGAUUCUUGCACCAAAUACAUUCUCAAUCUCAUAUAAGUUUCCUACGCCUUUAGUGCUUGUAAACUUGAAAAAUGGCGAGGAUGAUAACGAUGGUCUUAUGUGUAGUGGCGACUUGCAUGGUGGUGGCGGCACCCUAUGCAGAGGCUGAUAUUUCCUGUCGUCAGGUGAUAAAGAUCUUAUCUCCAUGCAUUGACUACCUAACAGAAGGUGGUGGUGUGUCAACGGUAUGUUGCAAUGGAGUUAGGGUACUCAAUAACACUGCAAAUACAACCUGUGAUCGUCAGAUGGCUUGUCGCUGUUUAAAGAGUGCUUCUGCGGAAAAUUCCGGAAUCAAUCCUAUCAAUGCUGCAAGCCUCCCCCACAAGUGUCAUGUCAACAUCCCUUACAAGAUCAGUCCUAGCACUAAUUGCACCGAGGUGCAGUAGUUAGCUCGAGAUGUUAAUGCAUGUUCUGAAGAAUAAAAGCAUAUAUAUAUAUAUAUAUAU
Lactuca sativa (garden lettuce) is the source of this 692-nucleotide messenger RNA. Its product is annotated as non-specific lipid-transfer protein Lac s 1-like. The record is from RefSeq and is a predicted model, not a curated record. Gene Ontology annotation, biological process: lipid transport. Lineage: Eukaryota; Viridiplantae; Streptophyta; Magnoliopsida; Asterales; Asteraceae. Gene Ontology annotation, molecular function: lipid binding.